AGAGGUGCAUUUUUUUAAGGUGGAAAUGUGGGACUGUAGUUUGAAACUUUAAUGUGUAAGUUGGAUCUUCAAUCCCACAAAAGAAGUGCAAUAAAGUUACACUAGCAUUAAGUUUACUACUGUGCAUUUUUGCCUUUUGUUUCCUUCUCUUUUUCUUCUUCUUUAGUCUAGCUAUACAAACUCCAUUUUUGACCGCCAUAAAUGGUGGGCUUAACUCCAAAUCAUUAGUGCUUCUACUUUCUUGGGCACAAUAUCUAGGGUUCUUCAAUUAUCAUAUCUCACUUUCUCCACUUAUCACAUUAGUUAACUAGCAACCCCAUUUUCCUUAAUUGCUCUACUUCAGAUUCUUGAUUUUUGUUUCUUGCAUUUUUAAACAACCAUUUAAUUUGCAGCCCCAAUUGUUUCUCUUGCUUUAUUGAACUACCAAAAAGUUUACAUUUUAAAGUUUAAUCUUGCUCCAUUUGAUUGUUUUUCUAGUGAAGUUUACAUUUUUAAGCUUAAUAUUGCUCCAUUUGAUAAUUUUUUUUCUUGUGAAGUUUGCAUAUUAGAGGUUAUUGCAUGUGGGAUUUUGUAUGUGGGGGAUUUUGAAUGAGGGAAGAGGGUGUUUUCCAGUCUGAUGAGAAAUGAAGGUUAAAAUUGUAGAAGGAUAUGGGCUGUGUUUUUGGGAAAGAGAUUUCAUCAUCUGAGACACCUACUGGAGAAGUUGUAGUUGGAAGAAGGAGAGAAAAUGGGGAAGAUAGAGAUUUGGUCCUACCUUCUGGUAGGAGAGAGAAAGUAGGAACUGUAAAUAAGGCGGAGGGCGGUGGCGGUGGCGGCAGUGAAGGAGGAGGAGGCAGUGAUGUUGGUGAAGUUAAGAAUGGUAGGGAUCAGAAGAAUGAGAAAAGGGAUGACAAUGCAAGGCCUAAGGGUGAGAGGAGAAGGUCUAGACCUAAUCCAAGGCUGAGCAAUCCACCUAAGAAUGUGCACGGCGAGCAAGUAGCCGCUGGAUGGCCGUCAUGGCUUUCUGAGGUAGCUGGAGAGGCUAUCAAUGGAUGGAUCCCGCGAAGGGCGGAUGCUUUUGAGAAGCUGGCUAAGAUUGGGCAAGGUACUUACAGCAAUGUGUAUAAAGCUAGAGAUAAUCUCACGGGGAACAUUGUUGCAUUAAAGAAGGUUAGGUUUGAUAAUUUGGAGCCAGAGAGUGUGAGGUUUAUGGCAAGAGAGAUCUUGAUUUUGCGCCGCUUGGAUCAUCCGAAUGUUAUUACAUUGCAAGGAUUGGUUACGUCAAGGAUGUCUUGUAGUUUGUACCUCGUGUUUGAUUAUAUGGAUCAUGAUUUAGCUGGACUAGCUGCAAGCCCUGGAAUUAAGUUCACAGAGGCUCAGGUUAAAUGUUACAUGCAUCAACUAUUAGCAGGGCUUGAACACUGUCAUAACCGUCAUGUGUUGCAUCGUGAUAUAAAAGGAUCAAAUCUUUUAAUUGACAGUGAGGGAGUUCUCAAGAUUGCAGAUUUUGGUUUGGCGUCAAUCUAUGAUCCCAAUAAAAAGCAACCCAUGACUAGUCGCGUGGUUACAUUAUGGUACAGACCCCCGGAGCUUCUUCUUGGGGCCACAGACUAUGGUGUUGGUGUGGACCUUUGGAGCGCUGGUUGUAUUUUAGCUGAGCUAUUAGCUGGGAAACCCAUUAUGCCUGGUCGUACAGAGGUUGAGCAACUCCACAAAAUCUUCAAGCUAUGCGGAUCUCCGUCAGAAGAGUAUUGGAAAAAGUCAAGGCUUCCACAUGCUACCAUAUUCAAACCUCAGCAGUCAUACAGAAGAUGUAUAGCAGAAACCUUUAAAGAUUUUCCACCUUCAUCAUUGCCAUUGAUUGAGACUCUCCUGGCCAUUGAUCCAGCUGACCGUCAAACAGCUACAGCUGCAUUGCAGAGUGCAUUCUUUACUACCAAACCUUAUGCUUGCGAACCUUCCAUCCUUCCCAAGUAUCCACCCAGCAAAGAAAUGGAUGCUAAACGGCGAGAUGAAGAAGCUCGAAGACAAAGAGCUGCUGGCAAAGCCAAUGCUGAUGGUGCUAGAAGAAUUCGUCAUCGUGAUCGAGCGGUGAGGGCAAUUCCUGCUCCUGAAGCCAACGCGGAGCUGCAAGUUAAUAUUGACAGACGGCGUCUAGUUACACAAGCCAAUGCGAAGAGCGAGAGUGAAAAGUUUCCUCCACCUCACCAGGAUGGAACUUUAGGUUAUACAUUGGGUUCUUCACAUCACAUUGAUCCAGCAUAUGAACCUUCAGAAGUCCCAUUUACCUCUAUGAACUUCUCAUACUCAAAAGAACCAAUCCAAACGUGGUCAGGACCAUUGGUGGAACCUGCUACUGUUGGUGCUCCAAGAAGAAAGACAAAGUCAUCGAAGAAGGAUUCUAACAAGAAAGGAAAAGAAAGCAUGUAAAGUCUAAUGAAUGAUGCAAUUCAACAAUUGGUAUACUUGAAGGAGCUGCAGAACUUGCAGAUUAUUUGUCCUAUACGGUGGGUAAGAAACUUUUCAACAGCAUAUAGAGGUAAAAUACAUUUUUAUCCUAGUAUCCUCUUUUUGUAUUCUUUUGGAUAAUGAGAAUCUUUUCACUAUUGUACAUGUAAAUUUUGUUUCCUUCAUAUUAGCAGACUCUGUUUAGAUCAAUGAAAAUCCUAAUAAACAGUUUACAUACGUUCUUUCCUGUUA
Capsicum annuum is the source of this 2679-nucleotide messenger RNA. RefSeq names its product probable serine/threonine-protein kinase At1g54610. Gene Ontology annotation, cellular component: nucleus; cyclin-dependent protein kinase holoenzyme complex. The record is from RefSeq and is a predicted model, not a curated record. The coding region runs from base 649 to 2409 and encodes 586 amino acids. The transcript has 7 exons. NCBI's taxonomy places the organism in Eukaryota, Viridiplantae, Streptophyta, Magnoliopsida, Solanales, Solanaceae. Gene Ontology annotation, biological process: positive regulation of transcription elongation by RNA polymerase II; protein phosphorylation. Gene Ontology annotation, molecular function: cyclin-dependent protein serine/threonine kinase activity; ATP binding; RNA polymerase II CTD heptapeptide repeat kinase activity.